AUCGGUGUUUGUAAAAUCUUUUUGAGCUCUGGUUUUGUAAUUAAACAUGGCUGUUUAUGUGUUCCUUGGUAGUGAAGGAAUGUGAUAAAUCGCAACAUUGCAUUGGACGUUUUGUGGAUAUUCGCGUACUGUAAUACGAGAGCGGCCAUAUGUGGGCGCGGUAUGCGAGAGCGACGCGGAGACCAGCGCGGGAUGCCUGCUCCGUCACGGCUGGGGCACGGCAGGCGAGCAGCACGGCUCGUCGGCCGUUCAGAGUGUCGGUCGAGGGAAACAUCGGCAGCGGGAAGUCCACUCUCAUCAAGCACUUCGCAAACUUCCCCGAUGUCGACGUUCAGUUGGAGCCGGUCGAGGCGUGGCGGGACGUGCGAGGCGUGAACCUCUUGGAGCUGCUGUACCAGGACACCAGCCGGUGGAACACGGCGUUCCAGAGCUACGUGCAGCUGAGCCGCCUCAGGAUCCAGACCCGCCCCACCGACCGGGACAUCCAGAUGUUCGAGAGGUCGCUGCAGAACAACAGGUUCUGCUUCGUGGAGAUGGCCCACGACAACGGACAGUUGUCGCACCCGGAAUACGUCGUGCUCUGCGAGUGGUACGACUGGAUCAGCUCUCACAUCGACAUCAGCUUGGAUCUCAUUGUGUACCUGCGCUGCGAGCCGGAGGUGGCGCACGGCCGGGUGCUGGCCCGCGGCCGGCCGGAGGAGCGCUGCCUGCCCCUGUGCUACCUGCGCCGCCUGCACGAGGCACACGAGCGCUGGCUGCUGGGGCCCGGCGCGCCCGCGCCCGUGCUGCAGCUGGACGCGGGCCCGGGGCAGGACUAUGUGCGCGGGCUGUACGAGCGCAUCCUGGGCGCCGCCGCGCGUCGCACCUUCUACCACUGUCGUCGCGUCGAGAGUGUUCGCAAACAGCAUUACGUAACGCUUUGCGAGUAGACAUUUCAAAUUUGUGUAAAACCACCCGAUUACAGAUUUUUUGUACUGCGACAAGUUGACUUGUUUCAAUUUAACCAAAUUUUCAUAGGAUAAAAAAGACUGAACGGUUUGAGGAUUUAUGUGCUGAAGUUCAGAAAAUUUUUGUUUUCCCCAUAAUGAUACCCUCUUUUAUCGCAUAAUCGUCACACCUAUAUUUUUAGGGCGACAAAAUUUGUGGAUAAAACAUAAAAAAUCUCGCGUAGUCAUCACAUGAUGUUUUUUGGUCCCGCUAAUUAGAUUCCAAGCUUUUUGUGUAGGUAUUUUUUUCCAUUUAAAACGAUGAAUUUUUAAAGUAGAAAUCUAAUAUUUAUUCGGACUUUACCAUUUACUUAUUUAAUAAUGGGAUUUCGAAGUUGCCUGAUGUGUAAAUUUUUUUAAAGACGUUUUGAAACGUUAUAACCUUUAUCUGUUCGUCUGCGUCGCCGCUGUAUACCACUUACUAAAAUGUAGCCAGCGCUAGUUGGCAUCAUUCAUGUUUGGUUACGUUGCUUCCCGUAUAGAGCGCACACACGUAGUCAAAUAUCGAUAUCUCGCCGAUUGAAUGCAACGCGCGCUCUAUGUCAAGUGCCGAGUUAACUACAUUUAAUGGUCUGCACUCUUUCGUGGUAAGUGCGUACUACGAUGAUAGUUACGCGUUCGUUCAGGCUCGCAUUCAGAUCACAGAUUUUGUUUUUCUAUUUAAAGUUGAAGAAAAUGUUUUUGUUGCAUCACUUAUUGAUUUAAAUUGUUUGGCGUGCUCUUUUAUACUUCACUUUUUAAAUAAACAUACUUUCCAUGAAUGGGUUUUAUUUUUUAUGGAAUAACUUUACCUAACUUUACAUAACACCCUACUUUUAAAUACUUGAUUUUAAUUUAAAAUGUGCGACGAUUAUGCGAUAAAACAUGGUAUGUGAUGUCUGAUGUUUUAUCUGGUAAAUGUAACCAUUUGUAAUGAUCCAGUUCUAGUUUUCACUCCUUAUCUGUAACGAACAUCGCUGCGAGCACCGGACAGUGGCAUAGCUGGCCGGCAGAGCCCGGCGAUGCUAGGGCAGGGGUGAUGUUCCUUGAGACAGGCAAGAAGGGUCGGGUGAAGAGUAAUCCACCUCUGCGUGGCCGCGGCUUACCGUCUUAGCGUCGCCGCCCACCGCGGUUUCCGAGCUCGCAACGUCUGCUCUGCAAGUCCAGCGCGGACGUUAUGCAAUAUCAUUUUAAAUCAUCGCUGUGGGGAAAAAAAAAAACGAAAAGGCGGUCAUGGGGACUGUCGACAGAAGUGAAAACUUAAAACUUUGUUUUCAAAUGUGUACUAUGACAUAAUUUCUACGUCAAAUGUAGGUAAGAAAAUGAUUUUGGUAUUAUAUCACUAGCAUGUCGGUGACGCGAACCUAUAAGUUUUGUCCCUACCAAUAGGUAAUAACUUUAAAAUUAAAGGAAAUGAAGUUUUAUCAUUGAAAAAAAAAAAAAUAGCCAAUACUUGCAAUAUGUUCCACACAAUAAUUUUAAUAUAUCCUUGGGAAAUAAAAAUAAAAUGGAAAAACCUAUAACUUUAAAAUUAGAAUAAAUUAAAUUUUAUCCUUGAAAAAUAAAAAUUCUAUGAACUAAAAUACACAAAUAAUCAAUGUUCGCUACGUAAAUAAAUAAAAAAGAAUAUCGCUCAACGCUGUCAAUUUAACUUCACUUAGUGUUACUACAGCAUGUUGGUGACGCCAACUCACAAGAUUUUACCCAUCCAAAAAGAGUCCAAUAUGCACAUGAUACAGUCCAGUAUAUACAAUGUACUAGUGUAUAUACGCGUAUAUGUUCAUGUAGACAGGCCGUUGUGCGUCGCCAGUCUGGUGCAACACGUCACUAGCAUGUCGGUGACGCGAACCCAUAAAUUUUGCCCCUACCAAAAAUCUCUUAAUACGGCUAAAGAAGUUUUCACUUCAAAAAUAAGUUUGCAUAAAUUAUGCGAUAGCAGGGUCCAUUCGGGUAAACAUAGUACAUCUUUAAAUAGUGAAGUUAAUCCUCAACAAUAAAUAUAUUUUGAAAGUCCAAGUGUUACCUACUUCACAUGCCACAUGAAAACAAUUAUUUAUUUAUUUAUUAUUUAUUUAUUAAAAUUUGUGACAUGCACACCAACAGCCGAAGCUUUAGAGGUGUGCACAGAACAAG
Messenger RNA from Bacillus rossius redtenbacheri, 3098 nucleotides. RefSeq names its product deoxynucleoside kinase-like. Gene Ontology annotation, cellular component: cytoplasm. The transcript is spliced from 5 exons. Gene Ontology annotation, molecular function: deoxynucleoside kinase activity. NCBI's taxonomy places the organism in Eukaryota, Metazoa, Arthropoda, Insecta, Phasmatodea, Bacillidae. The record is from RefSeq and is a predicted model, not a curated record. The coding region runs from base 150 to 929 and encodes 259 amino acids.